UUCUGCUUAUUAUAUAAGUACGCGAUGAGUUCCUCUUACAAACAUCAUCCUUUGAGAUUACCGUCUGUUGUAGAUCAGCGAACUGUCAAGUCUUCCUUUUAAAUACUAAGAUGUUCAGAAUUAACUCUAUCAGACUCAUCAAUACUUCUUCGAGAGCUGCAACUGGUAACUCCUUCAAAUCCUUUGCCGAGUAUAGAAAAGCUGCUAUCUAUAACGGACCAUUGAAGAAGAGUAUGCUAUUGAGAUCUCAUGGUGAAUUUAAGCCAGCAACUCCAGAGGACAGGGAGUUGUUUGCGCAAGAGGCUGCUAGACACAGUGCCUACAAGGAGAGUAUCUGAAGAAGAGCCUCCUCCUUGUCGCCAUGUAGAAGGACACACCUCUUCAUUUUUGAAUUUUAAUCAGCUGGACUGAUUUUACAUAUAUACACA
Molecule: messenger RNA, 428 nt
Organism: Williopsis jadinii
Lineage: Eukaryota; Fungi; Ascomycota; Saccharomycetes; Phaffomycetales; Wickerhamomycetaceae
Exons: 2
Coding region: 111-338 (75 amino acids)
Source: RefSeq, a predicted model, not a curated record